AGGCCUCUUGUCUCCGCCGCUUGCAAACAUCUCGAUAAGCUUGUGCUGAAUUACACUAAUCUUUAAAGAACCCACACUGCCCGAAGUACCUCAAGCUUGAAGAGAAAACUCACACUUUGAAAACUAGUUUUUGCCAGUGUUUAAUUUACUUUGGUUGUUUGUCUGGGAUCAGUAUAAGCUUACAUUAGAAUGACUUCAACCCUGAGCAGAGGGUACCAUAUUGCAGCAUUCAGCUGGUAUGCCUUCGUUGUGAAGACUCUCGCUGCUAAGAAUGGAGAGAAGCUACCACCAGGAAUCUUUGUUUAUGGAGGACCUUGGAAGUACCUUACUUUUUUGAAUUUGUUAUUACAAAUGUCCUUCUUUGGAUUGGCGGCACUGAAUGAUCUACAACCGGGGAAAAAGUCAGAGAGUACUCUGAACAGAUGUAAAGACCUUCUCUUCUCUGUCUUUGCUUUCCCCGUGGGCAUGUUUGUUGUUCUACUUUUCUGGACCAUCUUUGCCUAUGACAGAGAAUUAGUCUACCCGACAACUAUUGACACCUUCUUCCCCCCCUGGAUAAACCAUGCUAUGCACACAUUUGUCCUUCCUGUUUCACUGGGAGAAGUGCUGGUGCAGCCUCACAUCUACCCACAGACUAAACAUGCACUGGCAGCAUUAGGAGGUGUGGGCCUGGCUUACUUAUUUUGGAUUAUAUGGGUGUACUUGUCAGUUGGAAUUUGGGUGUAUCCCCUUCUUGGGCACUUCAGCACUGCUGGCCUGAUGGGCUUCUUCUUUUUUAACAUGUCGGUGGUGACAUUGCUCUACGUGAUAGGAGACAAGCUCAACAGCCAUGUCUGGAGUAAGGACAUGAACAAAAUGAAAACAAAAGCAAAGUAAUUCAGCCUCUCAGCCACUUAAAAAUGGUCAAACAGUAAUCACAAAAAAACAGUAAAGAAAGUUUUGAAAGAUGUAACACAUUCUUCCUCUUUCAAAUUCAAACAGUUAAAUUUAUAAGCAAUAAAAGGCACCAUUGCUCAAAUAAAUACACUCGGGGUUUUGCUGCUACAGCCUUGUUGGUCUGGUAUGACAGUGUUUAUACAGUCUAUGGGUAUGACCAGUAGCUUUUGAUGGAUAAAGUUAGCUAAAGUUUGCAAACCAAAUUGCUGUAAAACGCACAUUACUGAGUCACUCCGCUGACUAUCUAUAUAUAUAUAUAUAUAUAUAUAUAUAUAUAUAUAUAUAUAUACACACACAUAACAUGAUUGUUCUCUGCAAGUAGCACUGACAGCAACAGCACAAGCAAUCCUCCUGUUUCUAUAUUUCCAUUGUAUGCAUUUCCUGAUUAAAAAAGAAGUGGAUGUUGAAUGUAACAUAUCAGAUGCUCUUUUUCCACAAAGUAUACAACCAGGCAAUAAAGAAAGCAGUCAGGAUCCACCAUCAAUAUGAUCACGUCCAUAUUAAGCAACAUUGAGUUCUCCUCUGCGCAAAGAGGAGGUUACCAAUGUCAUGUUUGACCUGAAUAAAGUGCAUAUUUUUCCAUUAAUCAUGGAACAUCUGGAGGGGCUGCAGGAAAAACUUGACUUUUGGUAAUCCAAAACACAAUGCUGAAGAGCCUUGAUUUGAUGUCAUCACAAAUCCAUGGUUAAAUCCAGAAACAGUGUGUGUGCUGUCCAUUCAUUUCUGUAAGUGGCCUUAUUGCUCUCUUUUUUAGAGGAAAUCAUGCACCAUGCAAGUCUCUGUAGCCUUUAAGAUGGUGGAGAUAGUUUGGAUCUGCAUCCACCAAUCCAACUGAAAGGAUCUUGGCCAAUAAAUGCACGUCUUCUUCACUGAGAUCCUUCUGUCAAAGAGAUGAAUGUAAAAUAUAUCAUCUCAAUUAUCAUAAAUAAUGACAGCAUUUAACUUUGGAUAGUUACUCACCUUCAUGCUGUUGGCAGAUGAUUCAGGAUACUGUAUUCGUUUAGGAUAAAUUCCCUGUCAAAGAAAUAAAUCAUUUCUGAGAAUCACA
Sander lucioperca (pikeperch) is the source of this 1984-nucleotide messenger RNA. Its product is annotated as androgen-dependent TFPI-regulating protein. Gene Ontology annotation, cellular component: membrane; endomembrane system. The record is from RefSeq and is a predicted model, not a curated record. The transcript is spliced from 6 exons. NCBI's taxonomy places the organism in Eukaryota, Metazoa, Chordata, Actinopteri, Perciformes, Percidae. Bases 190 to 876 code for a protein of 228 amino acids.